GGCAACAAGAGGUAGACAGCUGCUGCUUUUCUCAAACGAAAAAUCUGCCUUCUCCACCGUCAUCUUCUUCAUCACAUACAACACAAACACACACACACAUAUAUAUAUACAUACAUAGAUUCGCACCGCAAUCGUUUUCUUGUAUCUGUGAGAUUGCGUUAUUCCUGAUCUAUUUUCCCAUCUGCCCAAUUCAGUCCGUGUCUUUGUCGGAGAUUGAAAAUUUUCCGGUGAAUUCAAAGAUUUCUGAGUAAUGGAACAAGGUGAUAAGCCGAUGAUAAGCUUGAGACCCGGCGGCGGAGGCGCAGGCAGGCUCUUCGGCCCUCGUCUCGGUUUCUCUUCUUCUUCUUCGUCGUCCUCUGUUGCUGCUUCCAAUGGCCACGGCGUCGACGAUGCUCCUUCUUUUGCCCUUAAGAGAGGGGACUUGCGAUUUGAGGGUGGUGACUGUUUGCGUUACACCCGGGAACAGUUGCUUCAGCUCAGAGAGGUGAUGCAAAUCUCUGAUGAAAUUCUGAGACUCAAACAGGAAAUUGCAGCUGAGCUUUUCGGCGAAGAGCAAAGUUGGGGCCGAGCGGAAGCUAAGCCGGCUAAUCAAUCUCAGAAUCGUUACUCUGAGCCUGAUAAUCGUGACUGGCGUAGUCGUUCUCAGAUUUCUUCCUCUGGGGAAGACCUCCGCGAAACUAGAGAUGCUAAAACCGCAGGAUCAAACCAAGGGGGUGGACCUGCUCCUGCAUUGGUGAAAGCAGAGAUGCCAUGGUCAGCUAGAAGAGGAAGUCUUUCGGAAAAAGACCGGGUCCUUAAGAGCGUGAAAGGUAUUUUGAACAAGCUUACUCCUGAGAAGUACGACCUCCUUAAAGGUCAAUUGAUCGAGUCCGGCAUCACUUCUGCAGAUAUCCUAAAGGAAGUGAUACAACUGAUUUUCGAGAAGGCUGUGCUUGAACCCACUUUUUGCCAGAUGUAUUCUCUUCUGUGCUCUGAUAUCAACAACAAGCUCCCUUCAUUCCCACCCGAUGAACCCGAUGGGAAAGAAAUAACAUUCAAACGGGUCCUUUUAAAUAAUUGCCAAGAGGCUUUUGAGGGUGCUGACAAAUUGAGGGAAGAAGUCAGACAAAUGACUGAUCCAGGGCAAGAAUUGGAACGUAAGGAUAAGGAAAGACUGGUGAAGCUCCGAACUCUGGGAAAUAUCCGUCUGAUAGGAGAACUUCUGAAGCAGAAGAUGGUUCCUGAGAAAAUAGUUCAUCACAUUGUCCAGGAGCUUUUAGGACAUGACAGUAAAGCUUGUCCUGCCGAGGAAAAUGUAGAGGCUAUUUGCCAGUUUUUCAACACCAUUGGGAAGCAACUCGAUGAAAACCCUAGAUCGCGAGGUAUAAAUGACAGAUAUUUUCUCCGAUUGAAGGAACUAACGACACACCCUCAGUUAGCCCCACGUCUGAAAUUUAUGGUCCGUGAUGUUAUUGAUCUGCGAGCUAACAACUGGGUUCCAAGACGUGAGGAGGUUAAAGCCAAAAAGAUCACUGAAAUCCAUUCUGAGGCAGAGAAGAAUCUCGGGCUGCGUCCAGGUUCUACAGCAACUAUUAGAAACAAUCGUGGUGCUGUCUCUGGUGCAACUGGCGGUUCAGGAAACCUCAUUGGCCGUCCUGGUACUGGAGGAAUGAUGCCCGGAAUGCCAGGAACUAGAAUGAUGCCGGGAAUGCCUGGAACAGAUGACGACAACUGGGAGUUGCCGAGAUCACGCUCCAUGCCUAGAGGCAAAGUUCCACCACCGACUCUGCAACCUGGUGGGCGGGUUCAGUCUCCGUUCGUUAACAAGUCACUGUCAGUGAAUUCAAGGCUGCUGCCUCAAGGGAACAGCUCUCUCAUGAACGGUGGUAGGUCAAGUGCCCUUUUACAGGGUAACGGUUCAACCACCACUCGUUCUCCAGCUCCAGCUCCAGCUCCAGCUCCAGCUCCAGCUCCAGCUCCAGCUCCAGCUCCAGCUCCAGCUCCAGCUCCAGCUCCAGCCGUGGAGAAACCGCAACCACAGGCUCCAGUGGCGGCUACUAGCUUGAGUCCAGAUGAACUCAGAAGAAAAACCAUUUCCCUUCUCGAGGAGUUUUUCAGUGUCCGUAUCUUGGAUGAGGCGUUGCAAUGCGUCGAGGAACUGAAAUCUCCGUCCUACCAUCCAGAGCUUGCCAAAGAAGCCAUCUCACUCGGUCUGGAGAAAAACCCGCCAUGCGUUGAACCAGUGACCAAACUCCUGGGACAUCUGCUGGCGAAAAACGUCCUGACUCCCAAAGACUUGGGAACUGGUUGUCUGCUAUAUGGGUCAAUGUUGGAUGACAUCGGUAUCGAUCUGCCAAAAGCUCCAAACAACUUUGGAGAAAUUCUUGGGAGGUUGAUCUUAGCCAAAGGUACGGAUUUCGAGCUGGUGAAGGAGAUUCUGAAGAAGAUGGAGGAUGAUUUCUUCAGGAAGGCUGUGUUCGAGGCAGUGUUAAGGAAUGUGAAGGAGAACGAAUUGGGACAAUCUCUGUUGGAUUCGCAGGCGACAGAGUUGGAGGCUUGUCGUAAUCUCUGCGUCUGAGUUCAUCAUCUUCUUCUUCUUGAAGUAAUGGCGGUGUUUUUGUCGGAAACAGGUAACAGAGUUUUUUUUUUCUGAAGUGGUUUUGGAACCAAAGUCGUUAAUGACUUCUUUGAAUACCCAGAAAUCAUUUUAUAGCUUUUUUUUUCUACUUUUCUGGAGACGAAAUUCAAUACCCUUUGAGAAAACUUUUCAAGUUUUGUUCUUUUUUAUUAUUAUUAUUAUCUUGAAUUUGUUGA
Molecule: messenger RNA, 2793 nt
Organism: Tarenaya hassleriana
Lineage: Eukaryota; Viridiplantae; Streptophyta; Magnoliopsida; Brassicales; Cleomaceae
Product: eukaryotic translation initiation factor
Exons: 9
Coding region: 251-2557 (768 amino acids)
Cellular component (GO): eukaryotic translation initiation factor 4F complex
Molecular function (GO): protein binding; mRNA binding; translation initiation factor activity
Source: RefSeq, a predicted model, not a curated record